AUGCCACUAAGCACAGUGAACGCCUGGAUCCCGGAGUCCAGCCUGAUUCAAGCCGGACUCGGGAGGCCGCCUCCGCCGGGCCGCACUGGCGCGCGGCCGUUCUCGGGGCCUCCGUCGGCGACCGACCGAGUAAUCGGCCCGGCCCAGUGGCAGUACGUGACUGUGGCUGAAACAUCGGGAAAAGUGCCAAUGCGAAACAGUAGCUGUGUGGGCAUGGGAGGCUUGAGCGGGAAGAUGGGAGCGUUGGGUAUGGAGGAGAAUGAAGAAGAGGAGAAGAGUAGUGGCAAUAAGAAGUAUCAGAACAACGUGGGCAAGGCGGAGGAGGAGGGGGUGGGAAGGGGGGGGGGGGGCACGAUGAACAUGAUCGGAAUCGUCACACUAGUACAACUUGGAGGCAACCUGAUGCCGAAGCUGAGAGGCGACACGGGAUUUCAUCGAGUCCCUUCGAAGGAAUGUCCUGUGCCAUCGCGACAGCUUUAUCUGAUAGCAGAUCAUGAAGGCGCCAAGUUGAGAUCAGGGGGAAUCGGUACGGAUCGCAAUCACUUAUGGCAGCUGGAGAAUGUUCGAGAGGAGGAGAACGUCUUGUGGUUUGGUCUGAGAUCGAUGAACAACGGGAAGGACGCAGAGCUGACACAGGAGCAGGAGAUCAAGAUGGUGGAUCAGCUCGAUGAGGAUUGUAUCUGGAGAAUUCCCGUCGAAGCAGCUCGCUUGCUUGUCGGCCUUCCGUGCAAGGUUCCCUUGGCUCGGGGUGUGGAGAGGUCUGAUAGUCUGCAGGUGAAGUCCUCCUGCGACAGAUACUUGUCGGUAGCCCCUUCUAUGGGUAACGAGGAAGGGUCGAGCCAACAGCAUGAGAGGAUUGUGCGGACGACAGCAGAUCGAAGAAAGAAGGCAGGAGAGUUCUGCUUCCAUGGGCUGGGAAGAAGAGCAGAAGCUGUGUGGGGAUGGAGCUCGGUCAAGAAAGAGUGA
Guillardia theta CCMP2712 is the source of this 966-nucleotide messenger RNA. RefSeq lists its product as hypothetical. Lineage: Eukaryota; Cryptophyceae; Pyrenomonadales; Geminigeraceae. The coding region runs from base 1 to 966 and encodes 321 amino acids. The record is from RefSeq and is a predicted model, not a curated record. The transcript has 6 exons.